AAGAAGAAGAAGAUGAAUAUAUAGGCAGACACAUAUAAAUAGGAUAAUAGGUUUAAAUUAGUUCAUCGUGUAGGAGUAGAGGAGCAACCCGCCCGUGGUGUCUUCUGUCGUACUCGUGGCUGAUGGAGGAUCCGAACGCACCACACGGUCCCUCACGCCGCCACGUUCGUCAACUCUCAACUAUGGAGUAAGGACCAUUCGCCUUAUUCAAUUUUCUCUUAGAGAUUUUAUCGAACACUUCUCCACAUCAAUUUUCUCUCAAUGCGACGGUACCCAAAGUUUCUUUCUUUUCUUCACUUAGAAUUGUUUUAUUUUAGUUCGAAGAAAUCCCAAUUUGAAAUCAAUAAUGCUUUCCCUUAAACUGAAGCAUCUCGCCAAAAACAAGUCUAGUUCUGUUUCAAAAACGCAACUUUCUGUAAUCCUCAACACCAUUACCAAUCCAAUUUCUCCUUCUUCUUCUCCUCCUCCUCCUUAUGGCGGUAACGGCACUGGUUCUGCAAUUUCAACUCCAUGGCUAGCUUCAAGAUCAACUACAACCUCUCAAACAAGUAAUGACGGUAUUAGUUACUAUGGUCGAUUGUCUAUGGACCCUGUAGUGGUAUCCCUUAAGGAAUGGUUUAAGACUAGGAACAACAACGCCCUUUUCUAUGAGAUCUUCAAAAUCAUCGGCAGCAAUCGAAACGAGGGCGACGACGUUUCGUUUCGCGUCACAGAUUUGGCUCUAUCUAACUUGAGGAUCCAUCUUGACGAGUCGUUUGUGCUUGAUGUUCUAAAUUAUGGGAAAUACAAAGACGUACUCUCCUGCCUCAAGUUCUUCGAUUGGGCUGGACGCCAACCUGGAUUUGUGCAUACCCGUGCCACGUUCCACGCCAUUUUCGGUAUUCUCUCUAGGGCUAAGCUUUUUUCUCUUAUGCUGGAUUUUCUUGAUAGCUAUAUCAAGCAACGUUACGUUCAUAGGGUUCGGUUUCAUAACACAUUGGUGAUGGGUUAUGCUGUUGCUGGGAAACCUCAAGUUGCACUCCAACUGUUUGGUAGAAUGCGCUUUCAGGGACUCGACUUGGAUGCCUUUGGUUACCACGUGCUUUUGAAUGCUUUGGUGGAGAUGGAAUGUUUUGAUGCUGUUAAGGUUAUUGCUAAGCAGAUUGAAAUGAGGGGUUUUGAGAGUGAGCUUACAUGGUCUGUGAUGGUGAAAAAUUUCUGUAAGCAGAAGCUCUUUGAAGAAGCCGGAGCUUAUCUUCGUGGGUUGGUUAGUGAUGGACGGUCCUUGAAGGGAGAUGAGCUUGGUGGACUUGUUACUUCUCUUUGUAAGGAUGGUAAGUUUGAGCAGGCGGAGAAGUUGAUUGAGGAGUUUAAGGACACCGAGACCGUUCCCAUGACUAAGUCCUACGAUGCUUGGGUAAUGAAUCUUGUUUGGGCUGGUAGACAAGAUGAGGCAUUGGAGUUUAUGAAGAAGCAAAAGUUUUUAGAUGGGUAUGUUCCAGAUUUGUUUCGAUAUAAUUCCUUGAUUUGUAAGCUUCUGAGGGAGAACCGGCUUAAGGAUGUGUUUGACUUGUUGAUGGAAAUGAAAGAGAGUGAGCUUUCCCCCGAUGAUGUCACUAUGAAUGCUGCAUUGUGCUUCUUUUGUAAAGCUGGUAUGGUGGAUGCUGCAGUUGAACUGUACAAUGCGAGGUCAGAGUAUGGCCUCACUCUUAAUAGCAUGGCCUACAAUUUUUUGAUCAAUACUCUGUGCUUAGAUGGGAGCACUGAUAAAGCAUUUGGUGUAUUGCAAGAUUCUGCCGAGCAAGGUUAUUUUCCGGGUAAAAAGGCAAUUUCUAUACUAGCAGAUGCUUUUUGCAGAGAGGGAAAACUUGACAAGAUGAAGGAACUGCUUCUUAUUGCCUUGGAACGAAAUGUUAAACCUAGUGCUUCAACUUAUGGCAAGUUUAUAUCAGCUUUGUGUGCGGCUAAUAGGGUAGAAGAUGGCUAUUUGAUAUAUGAGGAACUCAAUAAGAUAAACGAGGUUGCCACAAGGAGUACUUUCUUUGACUUAAUACAUGGCUUUAACAGAUUAGAUAGGGGAGAUGUUGCUGCUAAACUCGUCAUUGAAAUGCAAGAAAAGGGUUACAAGCCCAGUCGUACCUUGUUCAGGGCUGUUGUUCGUUCCCUUAGCAGAAUGCAGGAACCAGAAACUCAAUUCCUCGAGCUGUUGAAGUUGCAAAUGUCUUGCUCUGACCCCAGUUGUACAAUAUACAACUUUUUCAUCGAAGGUGCUGGAUACGCAAAGAAACCUGAGUUGGCUAGAGGAGUGUAUGAGAUGAUGAUGAAGUGUGGGAUAAAGCCCAAUUUGCAAUCUGACAUUAUUAUGUUACAGAGUUAUUUGAAGAGUGAAAAAAUCUUAGAUGCUGUAAAUUUCUUUAAUAGUUUGCGCACCAGCAGAGUACUUGGAAGAAAACUAUAUGCUGUCAUGGUCGCUGGUCUUUGCAAAGCAAACAAGGUGGAUCUUGCGCUUGAAUUUUUGAUGGAAAUGAAGACAGCUAAAGUGACUCCAAGCAUGGAGUGUUACGAGUUACUUAUAAAGUCAUUGUGCUUAAAUGGAAGAUACGAUGCAGUGGUGAUACUUAUCGAUGAUUUAGAGAAAACUGGCCGUUCCAUUACACCGUUCAUUGGUAACACGCUGCUGUUGUAUUCUUUCCAAAGUCAAGAGCUUUAUGAGGCUUGGACUCGUUUGAAAGAGGAUCAAGCAGAGAAAUCUGAUACCUCAAUGCUUAGACUGCUAAUUGGUGCUUUCUGUGGCCGUAUUAGGGUGAGCGAACAGGUAGAACACUUGGAAGAAGUGAUUGGAAAUUGCUUUACACCUAAUGUAUUCACUUACAAUAUGUUGUUGAGAAGGAUAUGCUCGAUCAAUAUGGACAGUGCUUGUGAGUUGUUCCUUCGGAUGUGUCAAAAUGGUUAUGUGCCGGAUCAGUUUACCUUUGAUAUCUUAGUACAAGGUUUUUCCAGACAUGGGAGGACAAAAGAAGCACACAGAUGGUUAGAAGAAAUGCUUCGCAGAGGAUUUACUCCUGCUGAGUCAACAACAAAGUUAAUGUAGAGUGAUCUGGUUUCUGAAUGAGUCUCUCUCACCCCAAUUUUUGUUAAGGGACUAGAAGUUGAAAACGAUCAGGUUAAUUUCUUCUCAGUGUUCUUGUGAUUGCAAUGUAUCAAUGAAAUGAAAUAAAAAGGAAAGAAGUUUUCAUCUC
Messenger RNA from Cannabis sativa, 3218 nucleotides. RefSeq names its product pentatricopeptide repeat-containing protein At1g71210, mitochondrial. The record is from RefSeq and is a predicted model, not a curated record. Gene Ontology annotation, molecular function: protein binding. Lineage: Eukaryota; Viridiplantae; Streptophyta; Magnoliopsida; Rosales; Cannabaceae. The coding region runs from base 347 to 3070 and encodes 907 amino acids. The transcript has a single exon.